AGCGGAAGUGGCGGGGCGGAAGUGGCUGCGAGCGCCGCGGUGGGCAGAGGAGGGGGCGGAUGAGCGGGCGGCGGGGUCCGCAGUGCGGGGGGCAGGGCCCUGCGGGAGGCCGGCAGUACCCCAGGUGUGACCAUAAAAUAUGAUUCUUUGCCUGCUGCACCAAACUUUGUAACUAAUUAUCUCACAACUUGGUCACCUGGCUUCAACUAUAAUGCAGCAAGCUUUAGAACAGGCACUGGAUCGAGCAGAGUACAUCAUUGAAAGUGCUCGUCAAAGACCUCCCAAAAGAAAAUAUUUAUCCAGCGGAAGAAAAUCUGUAUUUCAAAAACUCUAUGAUUUAUAUAUAGAAGAAUGUGAAAAAGAGCCUGAGAUAAAGCAGAAGCUGAGGCGAAAUGUGAAUUUACUUGAGAAGCUGGUUAUGCAGGAGACGUUGUCAUGUCUGGUAGUGAACCUCUAUCCGGGAAAUGAGGGUUAUUCACUUAUGCUCAGGGGAAAAAAUGGUUCAGAUUCUGAGACCAUUCGACUGCCUUAUGAGGAAGGAGAGCUGCUUGAAUAUUUGGAUGCAGAGGAGUUACCGCCUAUUUUGGUUGAUCUCUUAGAAAAAUCUCAGGUUAAUAUUUUUCACUGUGGAUGUGUCAUAGCAGAAAUACGUGACUAUAGGCAGUCUGGUAACAUGAAAUCUCCAACAUACCAAAGCAAGCACAUUCUUUUGCGUCCUACAAUGCAGACCUUAAUUUGUGAUGUUCACUCUAUAACAAGUGACAACCACAAAUGGACACAGGAGGACAAACUCCUACUUGAGAGCCAACUUAUUUUGGCUACAGCCGAGCCUUUGUGUCUUGAUCCGUCAAUAGCAGUGACCUGUACUACAAACAGACUCCUGUACAACAAGCAGAAAAUGAAUACUCGCCCCAUGAAACGGUGUUUCAAAAGGUACUCAAAGUCAUCUCUGAAUAGGCAGCAGGAAGUAGCUCACUACUCAACUCCACCUCAGCUCAGAUUAGUUGACUACUUACAGAAAAAGAAGGAGAAGAAAGGAACCCAGCAGUAUGACCUCAAAAUUUCUAAAGCUGGAAACUGUGUAGAUAUGUGGAAACAGAACCCUUGCUAUUUGACUGCACCUUCUGAAGUGGAUGUGGAAAAAUAUGCCAAAGUGGAGAGUUCUAUCAAGCCUGAUGACUCACAACCAACUGUUUGGCCAGCACAUGAAGUAAAAGAUGAUUAUGUGUUUGAAUGUGAAGUUGGUAAUCAGCUGCAAAAAACAAAGCUGACCAUUUUUCAGUCUCUUGGCAAUCCGCUGUACUAUGGUAAAAUUCAGACACUCAAAGGUGAUGAUGAGAGUGACAGCUUAUUAGUUCCACCACAGUUCCUUAUUGGUUCCAAGACUGAUGCUGAAAGAGUGGUGAACCAGUAUCACGAGUUGGUAAAAAGUGAAGCUAAAUGUCCUGUGAAAAUGUUCCAUAAUUCAGGUGGAUCAAUCAAUCUUAGUCAUCUUUCUCCAGGGAAGGAAAUGGAACAGCCCGAAAGUAUAUCAGGCUCUGUUCAGUCUUCAGUAUUGGGGAAAGGUGUAAAACACCGACCUCCUCCCAUCAAAUUACCUUCAAGUUCAGGAAGUAGCUCUUCAGGUAAUAUCUUUAGUCCACAGCAGUCAAGUGGCCAUCUAAAAUCCCCAACUCCUCCACCUCCUCCACCUUCUUCUAAGCCACCUGGUCUUUCUCGGAAACAAUCUAUGGAUCUUAACCAAGUUAGCAUGCUCUCUCCAGCUGCCAUGUCUCCUGCGAGCUCUUCACAAAGGUCUGGAACUCCUAAACCAUCUACUCCUACUCCAACCAACACCCCUUCAUCGACCCCACACCCUUCUGAUGCUCAGAGCUCAACUCCUAUUACCCCUUCUGCCACCCCUACUCCCCAAGAAUCAGGCUUCACCCCUCAGCCCACUUUGUUAACCCCGUUUGCUCAGCAGCAGAUGUCUCUGAGCCAGGCACUGCCUGUAAUGACCAUUCCUCUUUCCACCAUGGUAACAUCCAUUACUACAGGAACAGCCUCCACCCAGGUCAUGGCAAACCCUGCAGGACUUAACUUCAUCAAUGUAGUGGGCUCUGUGUGUGGAGCACAGACAUUGAUGAGUGGUUCAAACCCUAUGUUGGGGUGCAACACUGGUGCCAUAGCCCCUGCAGGUAUAAAUCUGAGUGGCAUUUUACCAUCAGGAGGUCUGGUACCAAGUGCACUGCCCGCUGCAAUGCAGUCUGCCUCUCAAGCAGGCAGCCCUUUUGGUUUGAAAAAUGCAUCAAAUCUUCGGCCCUUAAAUCUUCUACAGGGGUCUGACCAAGGUCCAUCAAAUCAAGAUCAGGCAUUGUCUGCCCAGCAAGCUGCUGUCAUUAACCUGACCGGAGUAGGGAAUUUCAUGCAACCUCAAGCCACAGUGUUGUCUCAGCUUGGCUCUGCCAUGAACAGACCUGGGCAAAGCCUUCCUCAGCAGAGACUCCAGCUCUCUUCUGCCUUACAACAGCAACAACAACAAGCCUUGCAGCAGCAGCAGCAACAGAUACAACAGUUGCGAUUCUUGCAGCAUCAAAUGGCUAUGGCAGCAGCAGCAGCACAAGCAGCUCAUCUACGACAUCAGCAGCAUUCAGGCAGCCACUCAAAAAGUAAAAGGAAAAGAGGCACACCUGCCCCUCCAAAAUCCUGAGACUUUCUCUUUUUUUUCCUUAGUAUAAAAAUGAUUUAAAGGCGUGGGUUGUUUUUUUUUUUUCCCUGUUUAAAAA
Molecule: messenger RNA, 2765 nt
Organism: Lagopus muta (rock ptarmigan)
Lineage: Eukaryota; Metazoa; Chordata; Aves; Galliformes; Phasianidae
Gene: SUPT20H
Product: SPT20 homolog, SAGA complex component
Exons: 24
Coding region: 212-2689 (825 amino acids)
Biological process (GO): regulation of transcription by RNA polymerase II
Cellular component (GO): SAGA complex
Molecular function (GO): transcription coregulator activity
Source: RefSeq, a predicted model, not a curated record